Tricharina praecox is the source of this 1150-nucleotide messenger RNA. Its product is annotated as mitochondrial ribosomal subunit protein-domain-containing protein. The coding region runs from base 110 to 1048 and encodes 312 amino acids. NCBI's taxonomy places the organism in Eukaryota, Fungi, Ascomycota, Pezizomycetes, Pezizales, Pyronemataceae. The record is from RefSeq and is a predicted model, not a curated record. The transcript is spliced from 3 exons. Gene Ontology annotation, molecular function: structural constituent of ribosome. Gene Ontology annotation, cellular component: mitochondrial small ribosomal subunit. Gene Ontology annotation, biological process: mitochondrial translation.
CCACUAUGCCGCCAGGCGCUUUAGUCUUAAGUAGGUAUUUCGAGAAAAUCGUCACCCGGACCGGAGGAGAGAGAACAACUCCAGCGACAGCACGGCCUAUUCCCAAUCAAUGAUGUUGAGUCAAUUCCGCACCCUCGGGCGAACCGCCGCUCGGUCCUGCCAGAACGCGCUCGCCGUCCGACCCCACACCGUUGCCAAAUUCGUCGCAGCACCGGUAGUCCCUCGGAGGGGCAUGUCGGAUGCCCCACCAACCUCAUCCUCGACCUCAACCUCCGAACCCGAUGUGGUUGAAACUUCCCGCCGACAGCAACAGAUUAUCGACGAUGACGAUCCCCUCGACGACGACCGGCAAUGGGACUUCGACGAUAUUUCGUCUCUCGGUCACGCCGAAAUCGACACGCACCGUGAGGCGCGACACUACGCCAGAGUAGCAGCAUACGAGAUGCCGUACCUUGCUCAGUUGGCAAAGCCCUUUGUCCCCCCCACCGACGCCCAACCCCUUCGCUUCCGCUACACCACCUACAUGGGCGAAGACCAUCCGGCCGAGUCAAAAGUGGUCCUCGAGUUCUCUCCGGCUGAUCUUGGGUUGGAUAUUGGCCAGCAGGCAAAGCUGGUCAAGCUUGUCGGCCGCCGGUACCAUCCCGGCAAGAGAAUUGUCAAGAUGUCCUGCGAGAUGUUUGAGCACCAGGCCCAGAACAAGCGGUAUUUGAGUGAUCUGCUAGAUAAGCUCAUUGUGGAGGCGAAGGAUGCUACAGAUACGUUCGAGGAUAUACCAGUUGAUUUCAGGCACAUAAAGGCUAAGCCGAUGAUUGCACGACGGCCGGUGAAAUCGUUUCCUCUGGAAUGGGUUGACGCGGCGAUCCAAAGGGAAUAUGAGCGUCAUGAAAAGAUAGGCAGUCCCUUGGCCGACUGGGUCGGGGGCGCUGAGGAGAGUAUCAAGGAACGCAAGGACAAGCAAGCAGAGCGUGCGGCGGCCCGUCACAUCGCACGGCAGAAGUAUGGAGAGAGGCUCAAGAAGAGAAACCUUGUCGCCGAGGAAAGUUCAUAGGCAUAGUGAUAGAAAAUGGUUGCAAUACAACCGCUGUAUCAUAGCUGGGGGUAGGUGUACAAUUUUAUAGAUUCACCGAUCUAAUAGCCAAAAAGGUAUAGC